Phragmites australis (common reed) is the source of this 507-nucleotide messenger RNA. RefSeq lists its product as uncharacterized. The transcript has 2 exons. NCBI's taxonomy places the organism in Eukaryota, Viridiplantae, Streptophyta, Magnoliopsida, Poales, Poaceae. The record is from RefSeq and is a predicted model, not a curated record. Bases 1 to 507 code for a protein of 168 amino acids.
AUGGCGAUGAGGGCGAAGGAGGACAAGGAUGGUGCAAAGGAUGACUCAUCCUCCAAGGAGGAUGAGGAGGAGGCGGCUGGCUCCAAGGACUCCUCCUCCACCGAGGAGGAGGAGGAGAAGGAAAAGAAGGAGGACAUGAUCAACCUCGAGGGCUCGACUAGCGAGGAGACAGCCAACACCGAGGCCACUGACGACGAUGAUGAGGAGGAGGCCACCAUCGCCAGCAAGGAUGAUGACGAUGACAACAUUAACUGGGACGAGCUCGAGAAGACGAGCUUUGAGGAGGAGGCCUUUAUUGCCUCUGGAGGUCUUGAUGACCCUAUCAUCAUUGAGAAAAAUGAUGGUGCCGAGGAGGAGGAAGAAGAGGAGGAGAAGGCCAUCGUUGUCGUCGCUAGAAGUCCCAUCAACAACGACGACGAUGAUAGUAUUGACUUCGAAGAGCUUGAUAAGUCAUCACCGUCGUUAGAUGAUGAUGGCCCGCCAUGGAAGAAGCGUAAGGUAGCAUAG